Cornus florida is the source of this 1578-nucleotide messenger RNA. RefSeq lists its product as uncharacterized. The coding region runs from base 1 to 1578 and encodes 525 amino acids. The transcript has 5 exons. Gene Ontology annotation, molecular function: zinc ion binding; nucleic acid binding. NCBI's taxonomy places the organism in Eukaryota, Viridiplantae, Streptophyta, Magnoliopsida, Cornales, Cornaceae. The record is from RefSeq and is a predicted model, not a curated record.
AUGGUGGGAAGGGAUGAGUGGAGGAGGUGGUUUAGGAAGGUUGGCAUGCAUGGUGGGAUGGUUUGUUUGAUGCGGUAUAGGAGUGGAUUGGUGUUGGAGUUGGCUAGUGAGAGAGAGAGAAGUGAAGGUGGCCGAGAGGAGGUUGUUUGCAUGGGUUGGGUUGGCUUGUGGGUGAGCAUCAUGCCACUACGAAGGGAUCUCGGGGAAAGUUCUAGCUCCAAUCUUGUGGAAAGGGAUCAGGAGCAAGUUGAGGAAGAUAUCUUAUUGCGUGAUUUGGUCCCACUGAGAGAGGGACAAGCGAGGGAGACCUUUGUGCCACCACCGGCACCACCACCACCACCACCUCCACAGAAAAAUAAGUUAGAUGAUACUCUUUACCACAUUGCUAAGUUUGUGAAGUUGAUGCCAACUCUGUUUAAGGGCGAUCCAGAUCCACUUGUUGCGGAUAGUUUCAUGGAUAGGGUGGAGAAGCAUAUUAAUGCCAUAAAUUUGGCAAUGGACCAGUUGAAGAUUACAUUGGCUACUUACAAUUUUGUGGGCGAUGCUGAGAUUUGGUGGAAGACCGUUUCUCACACCCAUAAUCUGGAUACUAUGAUAUAUGCUACUUUUAAGAAGUUGUACUAUGAGAAGUACUUUCCAGUGCCUAAGCGGAGGGAACUAAAGAAGGAUUUUGAUGGGUUGAAGCAAGGAAGCAUGAUAGUUACAGAGUAUGAGAAUAAGUUUACAUUGCUUUUGAGGUUUUCACCGGGGAUUGCUAAUGAUGAGGAAGGAAAGAUAGAGAAGUUUGUUGAUGGUCUUAAUCUCACCAUCAUGCCAAUUAUAGCUGCCUCAGAACCAACAGAGUAUGCAAAAGCAGUGCGAAAGGCCUUAGUAGUUGAGGCUGAAAGCAGGGACAGUAAGGCUAUCAGGGAAUCCUACAAGCACAACAGGGGUAUAAGUGCUUUCCCCGAGGGUCAAUCAAGUAAGAAACAGAAGCAUGAGCAGUCAGGAUGUGGACAGCUGGGACAUUACAAGUCCCAAUGCACUCAGACACAGGUAGCUCAGAUGAUUUGUUUUAAGUAUGGGCAGCUGGGGUAUCACAAGUCUCAGUGUACUCAGAUUCAAGUGGCAUCUGGUGGAUGUUUCGAGUGUGGCCAACAAGGCCAUAUGGUGAAAGAUUGUCCACAGCAGACCAGUGGUUUGGGCAGAGGUGGAGUUUCACAACAGAGGCAGAUUGCUUCUUAUUCAUUCAUUUCUUCAUCAUUUGCAUGGGCAUUGGGUUUGGAGGUCAGUCAGUUAGACAGACUGCUCUAUGUUGACACAUCUAUUGGGGAUUCAGUCAUUCUUGGUAGAGUUUGUAAGAGUUAUUCCAUCAUAAUUGCCGAACGUGUUCUUAAGUUCUAUCUCAUCCUUCUCGAGAUGACGAGAUUUGAUGUCAUUCUUAGGAUGGACUGGUUAUCAUCCUUCAGAGCUGUUAUUGAUUGUUUCAGGAGCAAAGUUUCAGUGUAUACCCCAGAUAGGGAUUGUUUCUAUUUUGUGGGAGAUCGGUGCGAUCCUCUCACUCAUUCAUUUUAUGGUGUUAGGGGUCGGGAUCGGUAA